GUAUUGCACGUUUUGUUGGAUUCUUUUGAAUGCAAUGUUUGUUUGCAUUUCAUAAUCGAGUUAUUAAUCGAUUGAAUGAUAUGUUAAACAAAAGACAACAAUUGAUCCCAAAAUGAGUGCAAAGUUUGAGUUAAACGUCUGGUCCGGUGAUUGGGGUUUACCAUCGAUUGACUACAAAUGUCUUCAAAUGCUUGCCUUUUGCCGCUUCAGUGGAGUUCCCGUAAAGACAGUGAUUGUAAAUAAUCCUUUGUUGACAUCGUUGCCAUCGUUUAAACAUAAAAAUACGCGAUUAUGCGAUAUGAAGAAACUGGUGACAUAUCUGAAGGAACAGAACUAUAGCGCAGACUUUAAUCUCUCGUCAAAAGAUGUGUCGGAUGUGUUGGCCUACGAGUCACUACUAAAGAGUCAAUUAGAGCCGGCAUUACUUUACUUGUUUUGGAUGGACGAACAAAAUUACGUACAACUCAUGAGAGGAUGGUAUGCAAAAAGACUGCCUUUUCCCACAAAUUACUUUAUACCUAAUUAUUACAAGAAUUUGGCCGAAAAGACAGUUCGGUCGCGAUUUGGUGGCCAAGCAUUGAACGGUGAUAUUAAUAAUACAAUGAUUGCCGACUCAGUCAUAGGCGAAGCACAGAAGUGCUUAACACUACUUUCAGAGCGACUUAAAGACGAGUAUUUCUUUGGCAAAAAUCCGAGUUCUUUUGAUGCCUUAGUUUUUGGAUAUUUAGCUCCACUUUUCAAAGUUCCGACACAUAAUAAAGUUCUUCAGAAUCACAUCAAGUCUUGCGAUAAUUUAACAAAAUUUGUAAAUAAAAUUUUACAAAAGUAUUUUCCAACCGUUAAGGAAGACAAUCCAAAAGCAACACAAGACUCGGACACAACCAGUGAUAAUACAGAUGAAAAUGAAUUUGCAAACAAAUGGACUGACAUUAUAUUAUCCGGUUUAGUCGCUACGGCCGCUAUGGUUGGAUACGCGCUCUUCACAGGUCUAAUCAAAAUAGAUGUCAACGAUGAAGAUGACCAUGAAUUGGAUGAAAGCUCUAAAGUUCCUGAUCUGAGAGCUAUUUUCAAUGAUAAUUAUGAAGAAGAGGACGAAAAUAAUGAAAAUUAG
Molecule: messenger RNA, 1111 nt
Organism: Oppia nitens
Lineage: Eukaryota; Metazoa; Arthropoda; Arachnida; Sarcoptiformes; Oppiidae
Product: metaxin-1-like
Exons: 2
Coding region: 113-1111 (332 amino acids)
Biological process (GO): mitochondrion organization
Cellular component (GO): SAM complex
Source: RefSeq, a predicted model, not a curated record